Messenger RNA from Entamoeba nuttalli P19, 408 nucleotides. RefSeq lists its product as hypothetical. The record is from RefSeq and is a predicted model, not a curated record. The transcript has a single exon. Bases 1 to 408 code for a protein of 135 amino acids. NCBI's taxonomy places the organism in Eukaryota, Evosea, Mastigamoebida, Endamoebidae.
AUGUUAAGUCUCUGGAAAUUAAUUCCUGCUCUUGAAGUAUUAUUAUCUGCAGUUAACAUUAAUAGUCAUAUGUUGUAUUAUAGUAAAACUUCAUUAAUUUAUGAUAGAGAUGAAUUUAAAAUAUUUAGAACAUUAAAUAACAUGUCAAUCACUUUAGCAAUAUUCAUGUUAGUUGGUGGAAUUGCAUCAAUUGUUAUGAUUCAUUUUAAAAAAAGGAUUAUUAUGAUAAUAAAUAUUUGUGUUCAAAUUAUUGUUGUAGGAAUGGCAAUAACAGCUAUUGGAUAUUCAUCAUAUAUUCUCAUUAAAGCACAACAAGUAAUAUUAAACUAUUGGAAUAUAACAACAUUAACAAAUACAGAUGAUAUACCAAUUAGUCAAUUAAUAGAAGCAUCAGUUUGUUUAAUAUAA